Messenger RNA from Fibroporia radiculosa, 918 nucleotides. RefSeq lists its product as uncharacterized. Gene Ontology annotation, molecular function: glucosamine-6-phosphate deaminase activity; identical protein binding. The transcript is spliced from 8 exons. Gene Ontology annotation, biological process: N-acetylglucosamine catabolic process; D-glucosamine catabolic process; carbohydrate metabolic process. The record is from RefSeq and is a predicted model, not a curated record. Gene Ontology annotation, cellular component: cytoplasm. NCBI's taxonomy places the organism in Eukaryota, Fungi, Basidiomycota, Agaricomycetes, Polyporales, Fibroporiaceae. Bases 1 to 918 code for a protein of 305 amino acids.
AUGAGCACCGCGCGUUCUGGCCAGGGCAGGGCCGCCAUAUGGAACAUGUCGCCAACUCCUCCCCGUCUCAUCAUCCGCGACAGCCCCACUCACGUCGGCCAGUACAUCGGCGACUACAUCGCCAAGCGCAUCAACGACUUUGCGCCAACCGCGGAGCGACCAUUCGUGCUCGGUCUCCCGACGGGCUCGUCUCCCAUCCCGACCUACAAGCACCUCAUCUCACUCGUAAAAGACGGAAAGCUCUCCUUCAAACAUGUCGUCACCUUCAACAUGGACGAGUACGUCGGCCUCCCGCGCGACCACUCCGAGUCCUACCACACCUUCAUGUUCCGCGAGUUCUUCUCCCACAUCGACAUCCCCCCAUCGCAGGUCCACAUUCUCGACGGAAACGCGCCCGACCUGAUCUCUGAGUGCAAUUCGUACGAGGCAAAAAUCAAGGAGUACGGUGGCAUCGAGCUCUUCCUCGGCGGCAUCGGCGAGGACGGCCACAUCGCAUUCAACGAGCCAGGUUCCUCGCUCGCAUCGCGCACGCGCAUCAAAACCCUCGCCUAUGACACCAUUCUGGCCAACGCGCGGUUCUUCGGAAACGACAUCUCCGCCGUUCCGCGCAUGGCGCUCACCGUCGGCGUCGCCACCGUCCUCGACUCGCGCGAGGUCGUCGUCGUCGUCACGGGUCAGCGCAAGGCGCUUGCGCUCAGCAAAGCUAUUGAGGAGGGCGUGAACCACCUCUGGACGCUCUCUGCGCUGCAAAUGCAUCCGUGGGCGCUGAUUGUCGUGGACGAGGACGCCACUGCUGAGCUGCACGUCAAGACCGUCAAAUACUUCAAGUCCAUCGAGCGCGUGCAGGAUGAGGUCGAGGCGAUACACGAGAAGCUCCGCAAGGAGGGCAAGAACGAACCAGUUGGCAGCAUGGAGUGA